AAAUUCGCUUUCUUGUGUUUGAUUGAUUAAUGAGAUCAUAAACCCGAUUUUAUUCUGGCUGGUUGGCUGGCCCGACGGAGAGAGAAGUAGCUUUGAUCCUGCAAGGAAACAGCUAUAAAUGCGAGUUGGUUCAUGUGGGUUUCUUUUCACCUUCUCUUAGCGACUAAGUAUGCAGCAAAGCCCUCUCUCUCUUGUUUCCUUUAUAUCAUUCGCCUUCUCUUCUCUCCCCCUUUGAACCAGUCCAAAAGCAUUUAUUUUUUUGGAUCGAAGCUCCAAUCCAUGGAGGUUUAUGGCUACCCAUCUCAUUCCCUUCCUUCUUCCUCCUCCCCGUCUCCAUUUUCUGUGGGGAAUUUCGUCGACAGAGUUAAGGAAUUCUUCCGAUGCGCGGUUUCUGCGGUUAUUGGGCAUGUUUUCUCUGCGAUCUUCACCUUCUUCUUCGCGUUAGUGGGGACUUUAUUAGGAGCCAUGACCGGAGCCUUAAUAGGCCAAGAGACAGAGAGCGGAUUUGUGCGCGGAGCUGCAGUUGGAGCCAUCUCUGGGGCUGUCUUCUCCAUUGAAGUUUUCGAAUCUUCUCUUGUUCUCUGGCAAUCAGACGAAUCUGGAAUCGGCUGUCUACUCUACUUGAUUGAUGUUAUUGCAAGCCUUCUGAGUGGCAGACUUGUCCGGGAGCGAAUUGGUCCAGCCAUGCUAAGUGCAGUGCAAAGUCAGAUGGGCGCUGUCGAAACGAACUUUGAAGAGAUCCCCAAUAUCUUCGAUACUGGGGGCUCGAAGGGUUUGCCUGGAGAUUCAGUUGAAAAGAUCCCAAAGAUCACAAUCACUAGCAACAAUAAUGUGGAUGCAUCUGGGGAGAAAGCAUCCUGUUCUGUGUGCCUGCAGGACUUUCAGCUUGGAGAGACUGUUAGAAGCUUGCCCCAUUGUCAUCAUAUGUUCCACCUACCAUGCAUUGAUAAGUGGCUGGUGAGGCAUGGUUCUUGCCCCUUAUGCAGAAGGGAUCUAUAAUUAUUACUUGAUGUAAAUUUCGGGACAUGAAGAGUUCUUUAAUUGUUUUAGUUGUAGGAUCUCCCUCCCUGUUUUGUUCUUAAAAACACUCGGAUAUACCUUUCUUCAUAUAGUCUUGUGUAAUCAGUCUGAGCGCGAUGUAUCUCGACGAGCUAGGUCAUUGUACUUCACCAUCAUCAUCCUGUAUAAAAUCCUUUUUGAGUUGUGAUGAAAUGAUUCUAUUACUACUGUCAA
Molecule: messenger RNA, 1233 nt
Organism: Diospyros lotus (date-plum)
Lineage: Eukaryota; Viridiplantae; Streptophyta; Magnoliopsida; Ericales; Ebenaceae
Product: NEP1-interacting protein 1-like
Exons: 5
Coding region: 133-999 (288 amino acids)
Source: RefSeq, a predicted model, not a curated record